AUUACUUUCGUUAAAUUUCUCGUUAAAUCCUUAAAUCCGUGAAAAAAGUUUCCAAGACAAAAAAAAUUAAAUUCAAAAAUCUCAAAAUUAACUAGUUAAACCGCGACAAAACUCUCGAAAUUUUACAGUCUGCACUUUUAAUUAGAUUCAACACCGAAGUAAGGAAAAUGUAGUGUAACUAGAUAUGCGCUUCCGAACAUAAACAUGAAUUGAAUCGUGUAUAGGUCAACAAAAAAUUAAAUGUUUAUUAUCUGUUGAAUUCCAACCAAAUAAUCAAUCAAUGAUCGUGCAAUCGUAAUUCGAAGGAAACGAAAAUAUUGAGUAUUUCAGUGGUAAAUUAACACUUAAUGUGAAUUGUAUUUACGGUCCGUGCAUUCGCCUGAUGACAUUUUAAUUUUUUCGAAAGCGUCGUGUCGUUUCAAAAAAAUAUUACUGUGUCACCCACAAAAAAAAAAGAAAAGAAAAUGAAAGAAAUUUUACUUAAAAAUGGAUUAAUAAGCUGGUGAUGAUGUGUGGCUGGAGAAUAUCACAGAAAUUCCGUUUUCCCAAUGGUUUAAACCGAAUAGCGAGAUUGUUGAAAAAGUGUACUUAAACUAACUAAGAAACACAAAGAGAUUAAAAACAGAAAAUCUUCCCUAGCUAAGAAAAACCAGUCCCAACUAAAAACAAAAUCGAAAAAGUGAAAUUUACGUUUAAAAAAACCGUGCUUACACUGAUCAAAAGGAUACAACCACAUGCGAAACUAACACAAAAAAAAUGGUGCCAAAAAUGCGGUAGAUGUGCUGAACGGGUGUGAAACAGAAUGAUUUCAAGUUACAAUUCCAUCAGCUUGGCGAAACAUUGCGAUCUUCAAUCAUGCAGUCACCGGAGUCAACACGCAUCAGUUCACGAUACAUUCUACAGGUUCACGUUGGCGCGUUGUCGAUUCACUAUGAAGCCUUAAGUGUCGAGGCGUCCAAACAAACAACAGCUGAAGAAAUUGUUUCUUGCAUCGUAGAACGUCUGAGCUUGCCGGGAAACAAUUAUGAAUUAGCUGAAGUUGCUGGCGAAUGUAAGGAACGACGACUGGCGCCCGACGAGAAACCCGUAUCUGUGAUGCUUUUAUGGCCAAUGCAUUCAGAGAGAGAUUUUCAUAGAUUUUAUUUGAGAGAGUCACAAAACGAUGUACCAUGGAUAGAUAGUUAUGGAAUUGAUCCGCAGAUGUUUAGAGAUUUUAUACCAUUCCUAUUGCAACCGGAGAAUCGUGAAUAUCCCGACUUGUGUCAAUUGCCUGAUUUGAACGAAUCAACGCUGCUGGAAAAUCUCCAGCAACGGUUCGAAGCGGGCCACAUAUACACCUAUGUCGGUAGCAUACUAAUAGCAGUCAAUCCAUUCAAAUUUCAUCCGAUCUACAAUCCAAAAUAUGUUCGUUUAUACCAAAAUCAGCGAGUUGGUCCCAUUUUGCCGCCGCAUAUUUUUGCUAUUGCCGACAAUGCAUACUAUUGUAUGUUGAAAGAGAAACGAAAUCAAUGUGUUGUGAUAAGUGGUGAAAGUGGUUCGGGAAAAACGGAGAGUACCAAUUUCUUGUUACAUCAUUUGACCGCAUUGUCACAAAAGGGUUCGCAUGGUAGCGGCGUUGAGCAGACAAUAUUAAGUGCUGGACCGGUAUUGGAAGCAUUUGGUAAUGCGAAAACGGCUCACAACAAUAAUUCCAGUCGAUUUGGAAAGUUUAUACAGGUCAACUACAGAGAAAAUGGAAUGGUACAGGGAGCGGUGGUUCAAAAGUAUUUACUGGAAAAGAGUCGUAUCGUAUCGCAAGGUCCAUACGAACGAAAUUACCACGUCUUCUAUUAUCUACUCUCCGGCGCCACCGACCAAGAACGCGACAUACUCCACUUGCUGCCUGCCGACAAAUAUUGUUAUUUAAAUGCCAAAAAUUUAACUUUAGAAAAUUGUGAUGAAAAAUACGAAUUUUCGCGACUGAAACAGAGCAUGGAAAUGGUUGGUUUUUCGGCGGAAAAACAGCGUCGCUUAUUCAACGUUUUGUCGGCGGUAUUGCUAUUAGGAAAUGUAGAAUUUUUCCCGAAAAAAUCCACCUACCAUCAUGACGAAAGUGUACAGGUGCGAAAUCAUGUGGUAGUCGGCAUCAUAUCGGAGUUGCUAAAAGUUAAACAGGACACUCUGCUGGCAGCGUUAACCUCGAAACGUGUAAAAGCUAGUGGUGAAACGCUGAUCAUGCAAUAUAAAUUGCCGGAAGCUAUAGCCGCUAGAGAUGCUCUGGCCAAAUGUUUAUAUGGAGCAUUGUUCGAUUGGAUCGUUUUGCAAGUGAACCAUGCUCUGCUAAACAAAGACCAGGCUAUACACACCGGACAUUCGAUUGGUGUCUUAGAUAUAUUUGGAUUUGAAGAUUUCGGAUCGCAAAAUAGUUUUGAACAAUUGUGUAUUAACUACGCAAACGAACACCUUCAGUACUAUUUCAAUUUGCACGUUUUCAAGUAUGAGCAAAAUGAAUAUAAAAAGGAGGGCAUCAAGUGGCGAGACAUAGAUUUUAUGGACAAUUCGGGAUGUUUGCAAUUGUUUGAAGUGAAACCGACCGGCUUGUUAUGCAUACUGGAUGAUUUAUGCAAUUUUCCCGGUGCCACCAACGAGACGUUACUCCAAAAAUUCAACAGUGUUCAUAAGGAUAGUCAAUUCUACGAAAAACCGCAAAAGAAGGAAAACGCUUUCAUAAUCCGUCACUAUGCCGGAAAGGUGAAAUAUCAGGUCACGGAAAUGCGAGAGAAAAAUCUCGACCUCAUGCGACAGGACAUCGUGAGUGUGUUGAAAAAUUCCAGUAUGGCAUUCGUUCGCGAAUUGGUUGGCGCCGAUCCGGUGGCUGUGUUCCGAUGGGCUAUUAUUCGGGCAUUUUUUCGUGGUUAUUUUGCAUUCCGGACGGCUGGCGUCAAACAUCGCAAAGAGCGAACGGAUCAAUCGCUUACUAAAUUGCCUGGCAAAAAUCGAUUCAAACCGCAUAAUGAUCUGAUACUCAGCCAUCUAGUGACAGUGUCAUCAGUAAACCUAACCAUAUAUAGAAUUGCUACACCAAACGACACAACGACGACAUUUGCUCAAUACCAACUCAACGUACAACCAAAUAAAAGUCCACGAAAAUCCUGGUCCAGUAUCGCGUACAAUAAUAAAAAUUUCCCCGACGGAAAACUGGGCUACGAACUGCAAUCGUUAACAUCGAACGUUUUGACUAGCAACAACAGCAAAUUGUUUGGCAAAGGUGCAAUGAAAUUCGAACGCCCCGGUCAAGAUGUUAUGGCCCGAGCGUCACAGAUUGUGCAAAAAAAUAAAUCAUUUCGUCCGCGCGAACGUCCCAAGAAGGGAUUAAAGAAUUUGCAAACCGUCAAAACAUUGACAGCCGGACAAAAUUUAUCGAAUCAAUCGACGGUGAAAACGCGAAAGCAACCACUUACCGUAACAGCACAAUUCCAGAAUUCGUUGACCGCCCUGAUGGACACACUGAAUCAGGCAAAUCCAUUUUUCAUCAGAUGCAUCAAGUCUAAUCCGUAUAAGAUUCCGAAUAAGUUUGACGAGCCGACCGUAAUACGACAGCUACGUUAUACGGGAAUGCUUGAAACGGUUCGGAUUCGCCGUGCCGGAUACAACGUUCGUCUCACUUAUGAGGAAUUCAUUCAAUUGUAUCGAAUAUUACUGCCGAAAGGUCUAGUCAGUUCACAAAAGGAUGUGCGUGAUUUCAUGAACACAAUGGAUCUGAACAAACAACACUAUCAGCUAGGUACUUCAAAGAUUUACAUGCGAGAAUCUCAGAAAAUUCGCUUAGAUGUGCGAUUGCACACCAAAAUCAUCGACAGUAUCAUUCGAAUUCAAUUGUGGUUUCGCGGUAUAUUGCAAAGGCGUAAAUUUACGACACAUCGAUCGGCUGCCAUUACCAUUCAGUCGUAUUGGCGGAUGUAUGUGGCUCAGAAGCAAUAUCAACUGAAGAAAAGUCAAGUGGAUGCUGUGGUAUUGAUUCAAGCGACGUGGCGAAUGUUUGUGACAAGAAAAUGGUUCAAUCGAUUGCGUAAAGGCGUUGUUAUUGUGCAGGCACACAUUCGUGGGAAAUUAGCGAGAAUAAAUUUCAACAAGGCACACAGACAGAAAGUACUUAAGGAACGAAACAAACUACGUCCGACACAAAGUUUACCUGCCCACGAGCGAUCAAUCGAUGCCGGCUUCGAUCGUUCCAUUAACAUUCCAUAUCACAGUUUCGACGCAGACAUUCACAAUCCGUCAAAAUUAAUUCCGUACGCCAAUCGUGUCAAUGACAGUCUAAACGAUUUUUCAUUGCUGCAACAACGGCACGUUUUGCAUCGGGCGGAAAAUCAAUUCCGAACGUUAAUCAUCAAUUCAGCAGCAACCAAUAGCAACAAAGAUCCAUUUCAAAGUUCGACCAGUCUGCCGCAUCACGACUAUCAGAAUUUGAAUUUCGCCAACGUUGACUUGAAUCAAGCGAAGCGAUCGGGUGAUGAAACAGUGGUGGAUAGUCGCAGCUCAAGAUUUUACGAUGUGGAACGUGCAACCAAGCAUUACUAUGAUGAUAUCGAGACGAGCAAACGAUACGAUCAAUCAGCAAAGACUCCAGUACGUCGAGUCGACUCUGGUCCAGCCGCCGAUUCACUACGAUUCGAUUCAUCCGCUUACAAAUAUCCAAUGAGCAAUGUUGACGUAGUGUUGGUUAACACAGCGCAAUCAUCAGAUCAAAAUAAGUCACGAGCAUCGGCUCCAGCGACAGCGACUCCAUCAAAAUCACGUCGUGAUUUAGUUAGUCUCAGUACUGGUGACGAAUUGAAUUCAAAUUACCAGCAUCAUAACUACCAGAAUUUAGCGAUGAAGACAAGUCCACAGCAUUCGGCUUCGUCACAAAACUAUGCUCAAUUCGGCAAAGGACACCCGCCCAGCGAUGAUGUUUCGGGAAAGAUUCCAGCGUACACAAAUACCCCGAAAGGCAAAGCAGCUGCUUUGUUAGGUACAAUAUCCGAGGACAAACAUACGAGGGUCGACAAUAUCAUAUCCAAAGCCCGUCGCACAGUCAAAUCGAAUCUCAGCGAUGAAUUCGUUGUAUCCACAUCGCAGCCGCAUCAUCAUCUACUGUCCCGCCAGAGUCCAGUUACCAGCGACUCACUACGACGACGCAAUUCGGAUCCGAGUGCAAAAAUCACAUUACUGGAUGUUAACCGUGGCAAUGACAUGUACCAAUCCAGUACUCACAUCAACAUUGCGGGACAUCGAUUCCGCAAGGCGGCACGAAUUGGCAAAGCGGAAAAAUGCGCCAGCUGUCAGGAGAGUGAUGCAUUUGUCAACGAAGGUCAUCGGUGUUUGGAUUGCAAGGUUUUAGUGCAUACGAAGUGCAUCCAAAACGGUGGCGUCAAAACGUUACAGUGUGAAGCGAAACGUUCGAAGCGAUUGCGGAAAAAUAUUGACAAAUCGACGCCAAAUUCUAAGUAUUCCGGAACACGCGAAUACACCGACUCGACGGAUAAAAUCAUCAGCGAUGCUAAAGAGUUACAGCUAAUGCAAGACUUUAUAACGCAAAAGAUUUGCAAAAUGGACAACGACUGUGGCAAACCGUCAGAAGUGGAUCGGGUGUUCAAGCAGGCAUUGCGGGAAUUCAAAGACAAUCUGGUGGCACAAUACAGUGUGGCGCAUAAACAGAACUCGGAUACUUUGAACAUUAAGUAUCGGGAUUUGAUUGCAAAUUUUGAGCAUGUGAUGGAAACGUGUUGCGGCCGAAAGGAUGAUUUCCCGCUGACAAUGGGUGUUAAUGCAUUUCGUGGUUUUUUGAACGAGUUCAUGAAUUCUAGGGAAACGGACAAACCGAAAGCGAAAAGGAAAAAGGAGAAGAAGAGGAAAGUGGACGAGCAUACCAACUACAAUGGUCACACAUUUCAACUUACAAUCAUUAACAUUCCAACUGCUUGCGAGAUUUGUCAAUUAUUUUUACUUUGGCCAAUCGAACGUGGACUGGUCUGCCAAAACUGUCGUCUGACGUGUCACAAAAAGUGUUACCAAAAAACACACACCUGCAACAAAGUGUCCAGUCCAUCCAAUAAUAAUACAUCGCACACGGCAAUACUUAAUUCCACACUAUUCGGUGUGCCAUUGACCAAUCUGUGCACGGCCGAGGGUGGCGUUAAGAUUCCCGUCAAAAUCGAACAAUUGAUAACGAAAAUCGAAAUGCACGGAUUGUAUGCCGAAGGAAUUUAUCGUAAAAGUGGUGUCAAUUCGAAAAUCAAAGAAUUGAAAACGAAAAUGUCUGAAGCGACUGCUUCGUCGGAAUUGGAUUAUGAAUCGUAUAAUGUGCAUGUGUUGGCCAAUGUGCUAAAAUCAUUUCUACGCGAAAUGCCCGAACCAUUGCUGAGCUUCGAUCGAUACGACGAUUUUUUGCGUGCCAGUGAACUAUCUGAAACGGCUGAUCGAAUAUCCACUCUAAUGUCAUUGAUAAAGAAAUUGCCGACAUCGCAUCACGCGCUACUGGAACGAUUAGUUUUUCAUUUAGCACUGGUUGCACAACGUGAACAAUUCAAUCGAAUGUCGGCCAGUUCAUUAGCUAUCGUCUUUGCACCGUGUGUGCUCCGAACGAAUCGCCAGAUUCCGGCACAGGAUAGUCUGAACGAUAUUGGCCGGCAGACGAAGUGUAUCGAAACGUUGAUAACGCAAAAAAUGAUGAAUGUGAAGAGUACAUUAGCUGACAUUGAUACACUAGACACUGCCGCCCAUACAGCCACGACACGUCUGAGCACGUUACGCAGUUCUAAAGUUUUUACACCGGAAGAGAUGCCACCACGACCACCAAACAUCGAAUCGGAAACGGAAGAAAUGCUGUUGGAGGAUCAUAUCGAGGAGAUCAAAAAGGAAAAGGCAAUGCUAACGUCAACGCUUCCCAGCCUAGCACGAGCCAGUUCCGACGACGAUCUACUCUCUACCGAUAUGGAUGGCGAAGGCGGUAGCUUAGACGAUCUGAGUAGUGGUCGAUGUGAUCGGGAUAGUCAAUUUGUAGGCGAUGAAAGACAUUUUUUGAAAGACAGCAUUGAUUCAUCGAUUGGCAGUUUGGGUGAUAAUGUUAGUCGGAGAACAAUCGAAAGCGAUUCCAUAGCUAAAGAUGAUGUCGAUAUGUCUGAACCGGUUGCGGUUAGUUACAAUUUACGUGAUCAAAACAUUGAUUUCGUUCCGCCAACGCGUAAUAACGCUAAAAAUAACGACCGCGAUGCAUUUAUAAAGAACAGCUACUCGGUUCCGAAAUCCCAUGCUUCGGGCACAUCAUCAGCGUCCAUGUCGUCAGCCCGAUUGAUACUAAGCCAAGACAAUUUACAGUUUUCAGUCCAAAGUGGCGUUGAUCGGCCGAAAUUGAUGGCCGUUCGAAGUAUGUCAACGUAUGAUGCGUCGUCGGUGAAACCAGUUGUAUUAGAUAGUGCGAUUGAAUUGAGCGGUAAUGGUGCCAGUAAGGAUAAUAGAAAUAACAAUCGGAAUCCGAAACGACGCGGUAGCAUGGACGAUGAACCAAUCAUGGUGUGAUUUAGUUGUAAGACAAUUUCAAGUCGUGUGAUGAAGAGAUAAAUGGAGGGUGAGUCUGUUUUUUUAAAAGAAAAAUAUUUUUGUUUAAUGGUUCGUCCAAUUGCGAAUUGCCUCUUGAUGUUUUUGUUAUUCCUUUUCGAAACGAAAAUUAUAAGAUUGUUUGAUGACAACAAGAA
Molecule: messenger RNA, 7715 nt
Organism: Bradysia coprophila
Lineage: Eukaryota; Metazoa; Arthropoda; Insecta; Diptera; Sciaridae
Product: unconventional myosin-IXb-like
Biological process (GO): intracellular signal transduction
Cellular component (GO): myosin complex; actin filament
Molecular function (GO): GTPase activator activity; microfilament motor activity; actin filament binding
Source: RefSeq, a predicted model, not a curated record